AUGUCCACGCCAAUAGAGAUCGGCGAAGAGGAGUGGCAGGAUUUGAAGGAGGAGAUGUCAUAUUCCACACCAACAACACCAUGUGCGCUUGUAUCUGAAUGGGUACAAGAACUCCAAAAGUUUUACCGUGACCACCUCUUUGGGUAUCCAAUGAAAAAUCACGAAGAGAAUCGCGUCUUCUCCCCCAGGCAUGACGUCUGCUGCGUUCAUGUCCCAGACGACGGUUAUGUUCCUUUCUCGAAAGCCAAAGACGACGUCGAGAUUGUCAACAGUGCUGCCUUCAUGAAAAUGUCUGUCAAAAGAUAUCUCGUGACGCGGGUUCGCUUCAUUUUCCAGAGCGCUUAUUCUCUCAAUGAGUUUGCCAAAACGCUGCCUGGCCGCUUUCAUACCACAACAAUCAAUCUCGAACUACAAGCCUUCCACUCAGACGUGUUUCCCGCCGGCCCUGAAGGGCAUCGUGAUUUACAAGAAGAACAAGAAAAAGCACGUCAACAUCUGGCAGAAUGGAUGAAAGCGAUGAAAGCACUUCCCCCACGAUUGUAUUUGGAAGUCAGGCUAAUAAUACCUUCUUUCCAUCGAGGUCACUUCGACCUUAACCGCGAAACAGAAGAAUUUCGAAGUGGACGUUUGGGACGGCUGGACAAACUGAAGGUUUUAUGGAUUGGGGCGAACGGCGAAAAUCGCUUUUUAAGAUUUUAUGAUGAUUACGGCCAAAAAGGUGGAAACAUUAGUCUAAAUGGAAAGCUAAGUCUCUCCGAAGAAAGAGGAUAA
Molecule: messenger RNA, 771 nt
Organism: Fusarium venenatum
Lineage: Eukaryota; Fungi; Ascomycota; Sordariomycetes; Hypocreales; Nectriaceae
Source: RefSeq, a predicted model, not a curated record